UCGAGUGGACGGUUGACCGGCAAGGUCGUCUCGUGCGUGGCGGUGGCGUCUGCUGGACGGUUACGGUGGGGUAUGGCACGCCCCAGCUGGCAGGGGGUGGCCCUGGCCGCCCUGGUACUGGCCCUGGCCACCGACGUCUCCGCGCCGACGGAGCUCAUCACGGACGCUCGGCCAGGCUGGACCAGAUUUGAUGUGGACAAUUAUUUUUACGAUAAGGAGCAAGAGUUCAAGGCAGAAAUGAACAGAGCAUUUAUCGAAGAAUAUACAAAGAGGAAGCGUGAUGCCGGGGUGCUGCAGAGCCAGGUUGAGCGGCUGGGAGAGCCCACCGUGAAGCCCGGCCUGGACGUGAGCGCCGUGGAUUUAUUCUUUUUCGAGGGGCAGAUGUACGCCGUCUUCUCGCAGCGCACUCUGAACGAGUCGUACAUCGUCCACGUCAGCCACGACGCCGACAACGGCACGCUGCGCAUCGAGCGCCGCGCCUCCUUCUCCGUUCAGAGCUUCAUCGACAGCCAGUACAACGCCACCUACCAGCCCAGUCUGCAGCUCCGCGUCGUCGAGGUCAAGGCGUACGUGUAUGGCGGUAAGGUGUUCAUCAUGGUCGGCCUGAUGGAGAGCCUGACGCUGCUCUUCAUGGUGAGCGACCCGGCCACUUCCUGGACGCCCAAGUACCAGGACUCUGUGCUCAGCUACGACGAGGUGGCCUCCGACUUCGCCUUCUUCCAGGAGGAUGGUCAGCUGCGAGUGUUCGUGGCAGUCGGCCACCGCCGACUAGGCUACCGGAAUGACCUUGUGCCCGCCCACCAAUCCUAUGUGUACCGCCUAUCCGGCGGUAUCAAGUGGCUCCAGAUGCACACCGUUGCCACGCCCCACGGCGCCAGCUCCGUCACCACCUUCGCCGACCAGCGUUGCACUUACAUCGUCAUCGGCCAGAGAUCGGUUCAGAGUCUGGUGUACCGUCAUGACUGGGACACGAAGCAUCUGGAGCUGUUCCAGUACCUGCCGUCACGAAACGUCGUCUCCGUGAAGGCCUUCUUCCACAAUACGCAGACCUACGUGCUGCUUCUGAACGCAUAUGGGGCUGCCACCAUCUUCUGGUGGACCUCUGACCAGCUGUUCGAGUGGCAAUCACUGGAUGCAGGCUCCGACAUGGACCAGAUGCCUUCCGGCCACGUGGGGAUUUUUCACGACGGCGAGAGCUACGUCUACAUAGUCAGAGGGAACACAAUCUACUUCUACACUUCGUUCAACUCGUAUAGCGGCCAUUUCUCCCUGGCCUACCGCUACAGCCUGCAGCAGGGUGCCUCCGUGCAGCACAUUCAUGUGGCGCGCGUGGCGCAGGACAGCUACUACUUGCUCGUGUCUGUUAGCGCACAGUCCGCCGUUCAGUGGCUCGUGUUUCCGGUCGUCGUGCGGCAGUCUCACGUCGAUCCUCAGCCGCCAGAGCAAGAUCCGCUGUUCGACUGUCUCAACGAGCUGGGAGAGGCACUGGAGGCGCUGGACCGCGAGCUGGAUCAGCUGCUGCUGCUGGCCGACACCGUGUUCGUUAGCAACGGCGACCGCAACGUCACUGCAGCUAUCACCGUCGCCUCUGACAUCGUGAUCAGUGGACCAGUUGACAUCGACGAGCUUCACAUCAUGUCCAACUUCUCUGGCGAGCUGAGCGACGUCGACCUCGGGGACAUCCACGACGAGAUCUUGCAGUGCAACUCGUCGAUUGACCGGCUCAACAGUGGCCUGCAGAGCGCGUUGACCGUCUCCACCCCGCAGACCAUCACCGGUAACUACGAAUUCCACCAUCUUGGGAGCAAGGGAACGUUGUUCAUCAACGAUUUGUCGCACAUUGGGACUAUUCAAGGAACGUCGUUCCAGGAUCUCCUGCACUUCGCGUUAACAUACAGCGGCGAUCAGCUGCUGCAGUUCCCGUUAACCAUUCCCUCCGGCUCUGUGGCCAACCUCACCCUGAAAGCGACUGCCACGGUCAACGGCAUAAGUCCUGGCGAUCUGAUGUACGUGAGUGGUUCACAAAAUGUCACCGGCCAUCACCACUACAAGCAGCUGGGCGUCAGUGGCGACCUCUGGCUGACGGGCCCGCUGAACGGCGUGGACCUGACGUCCGUGCUGCGGCUGGGACAGACGCUGACCCUGCCGGCCGCCCAGCUCCCCGCGGCCAGCGUCGAUACUCUGCUCGUCACCAACAUCAACGGGAGGGACCUGGCAGCCUGGCAGAGGGACUUGAUCCGGCUGGACCGACCUCAGACAUUCACCGACAGCUUGGUGAUCAGCGACGCCAUCUUCUCCGGCGUGCAUGUCGUUAACCUCAACGGCCACCACCUCUCCAGCUUCCUGCGGACUCUGUGGAAGUCUGCCAACGACGUUGUAGCUGGCGCAACUGUCUUCAAUCAGCCGCUCUCUGUACAACACCUGGUGGCCGACCUCAUCAAUGGCAUCGAUUUGGAAAACGACGUCCUGACCACGGACACAGACCAGAAUGUGACGUCACACCUGCAGCUGGACGUGAUGGACGUCGCUGUGAAUCUGUUCAGUGACAGAGUCAACGGCCUUGACCUCAGCGAAGACGUGAUCCGCGUCACCGGCGGGCCGGGUAUCGUCACAGGCAAGGUAACCUUCUCUGGCGACCUGACGGUGACUGGUGACGUCAUCGUCGAGGACAACGUCACCAUCAACGGCGUGGACAUCUCGUCGGCGGCGACGCUGCUCUCCAGCCCCGGCUCGCUGCUCUUCACCCGACGGGUGCUGCUCACCGGCCACUGGACUGUACACGGCAGCGUCACACUGGUGUCGGUGGACGGCUACCGCCUGGCCGACUUUGACCAGCUCUUCUGGACGGUCGAUGGGGACCAGGAAAUUCGGUCUCCUGUGACCAUCAGGGACGGUUUCGUUGUGAACGGCAAUCUCGUCGUAAACACGAUCAACGGCAUCAGCACGGACAAGCUCAUCAACGUCCAGACGGGUGGCACCAUCCAAAAUGAAAUCAUAUUUGUGGGCAAUGUCACCGCGGCUGACGUCACUCUGCCGCCGGGCGGCAGGGUUAACGAUCACGACCUGUCUGAGUUCGCUCCAACUGUGGUAACGAGGGGCGGAGACCAGCACAUAUCAGGCGUUAAGACAUUUACCGGAGGAGUGCAGGCUGGAAACAUCAUAGUAGACACCAUCAACAACCUGAGGGUGCCAGAAGAUAUUCUGCUGGUGAACCAAGACCAGAUUCAAACAGGCUCGUUAACUUUCCUCCAAGACGUUGACGUGCUCAACGAGGUCAUAUCUUCCGGAGAUGUCGUCGUCACCAACACCAUCAACGGUUACCACGUGGACGACAUCCUGAACCUCAUCUUGAACAUCUGGGUCAACCACACUACGGAGCACGUUUUAGUCAUUGAAGGAGAUGCUCACUUCCACGAUCUACACGUUAAGGAGACGUUGAACACCGCCGGGCUGCUGGAGCUGUUGCACGGGCUGCUGAACCUCGACCAGGACACAUACAUUCCUGGCGUCUUCACCGUCAACGGCAACGUUCUCUUUGGCUCGCAGCUCAGUCUGAACACGGUGAACGGCGUCAACUGGGACGACUACCUCUCCUCGUUGGUCCUGGCCGACGUCGGGGGCACGGUCUCUGGCACCACCACCCUGCUCUCCUCGCUGGAGGUGGCGGCGCCGGCUCGCCUUCUGGUGUCCUCAUUGAACGGCUACACUCUGGCCGAGCUAUACGAACACCACCUGACCCUCCACACGGACCAGGUCAUCGGCCACCGCACCACUGUCGAUGGCUUCCUUCAUGCAGAUGACCUGGACGUCAGUGUCGUGAACGGCGUGCCCUUGGAGCAGCUCAUGUUCACCGACCGCGACUUGCACUUCUACCAGAGUGUCCACAUCUUCUCGGACGUGUCUACGACCCAGCUCGGCGUGGCUGGAGGAGCCAUCGGCGCCUGCAAUCUCACGAAGAUUUGGCAGCACGGUUUGAGGAAGACGGCACCCAUCCAGACGCUUAGUCAGAGCACCACUAUCGGCUCCCUGACAGUGAACGGCGACCUGACACUCAGUCAGAACGACGACCUGCUGCCGAGUCAGGACGACCUGCUGCGGCGGAUCGACCGCAUUGUGACAACGACCGGCGACCACGUCAUAACAGGCAACGUGACGUUCCAACGCCCGCUGGUGGUGACGUCACCGGAAAUCGCCCUCUACAACGGGCUGAGUGUGGCUGAUCUAUUUGAGAAUGCGCUCACAAACUCUUCCUCGGAGCCCGUGACGCUACGCUACCCACUGACCCUGACCGGAGCCGUGGCGCUGGGUGACGUCACGGUGACGUCAGACGCUCGGGUGGACCUGGUGAACGGGGUGGACCUGAGCCGGUGGUACGAGAGUCUGGUGCUACGCACCGAUAACAGGCGUGCAGCUGCAGGGGCGGCUGGAGCUGCAGGACGUGACUGCUGGCCACGUGCUGGCAACAGGCCUGAUCAACGGCAUGCCGCCAUCUACAUGGGUGCAAAUCAACGACACCAUACCGGCCGAUGUACACUUCGAUGGCGGACUCACAAUCAUCAACAGUUUGGAAGUGGGCGGUCUGGUGGACGGAGUCGACAUCCCGGCAGUUCUCGCCUCGGCCGUCAGUCUGCUGCGAAACGACACGGUUCACGCCGACGUCAUCUUCGACGGCGCUGUCACCGUCUUGAGCCUGAAUGCACCACAGAUCAACGACAUCGUCCUCUCUGAUCUGGUGCUGAACAAGCAGCUGGACAGGCUGCAGGUUAUCACAGGCAACAAGCACUUCGAGACGCUGCGCAUCACCGGUGGCCACUGCGGCUUGGUGAACGGCGUCAACCUCACCACCUUCUGCAGCAGUCUCCUCAGCUCUGCUGAC
This is a messenger RNA of Pollicipes pollicipes, 4876 nucleotides long. RefSeq lists its product as uncharacterized. Gene Ontology annotation, molecular function: heparin binding. The record is from RefSeq and is a predicted model, not a curated record. Gene Ontology annotation, cellular component: cell surface. Bases 73 to 4728 code for a protein of 1551 amino acids. The transcript is spliced from 31 exons. NCBI's taxonomy places the organism in Eukaryota, Metazoa, Arthropoda, Thecostraca, Pollicipedomorpha, Pollicipedidae.